Sceloporus undulatus (fence lizard) is the source of this 6423-nucleotide messenger RNA. RefSeq names its product solute carrier family 25 member 36 (gene SLC25A36). The transcript has 7 exons. Gene Ontology annotation, cellular component: mitochondrion. The record is from RefSeq and is a predicted model, not a curated record. Lineage: Eukaryota; Metazoa; Chordata; Lepidosauria; Squamata; Phrynosomatidae. Bases 236 to 1177 code for a protein of 313 amino acids. Gene Ontology annotation, biological process: pyrimidine nucleotide import into mitochondrion. Gene Ontology annotation, molecular function: pyrimidine nucleotide transmembrane transporter activity.
UAUUCAGAAAAGUCAAGGGCCUGCCCGCCCCGCUUUUGUGCGUGUGUGGUUUUUUUGGCCGCUGCCUUAGUUCCACUUCAGAGAGGAGGCGGGCGGGCGCGUUUAUGAUGUCUCUGAGAGAGGAAUAGCAAUACGAGCCAUUCUCUUUCUGGCCUUCGUUGGGAGAGAGAGGCAGGAGAAGCUCCUGUCCUCUGGCCCUGGCUCCUCCGUGGCUCUCAGCCGAGGAUGAGAGAGGAUGAACCGACAGGACACCUGCGUGCACCUCUUGGCUGGAGGAUGUGGGGGCACUGUAGGUGCCAUUCUGACAUGUCCACUAGAAGUUGUGAAAACGCGUCUGCAGUCUUCCUCUGUUACCCUCUAUAUCUCUGAAGUUCAUCUAAAUACUGUGAAUGGUGCCAGUGUUAAUCGUGUAACUAGAGUUUCCCCAGGGCCUCUUCAUUGCUUAAAGAUGAUCUUGCAAAAGGAAGGGCCUCGCUCACUCUUCCGGGGACUAGGUCCUAACUUGGUAGGCGUGGCUCCAUCCAGAGCAAUAUAUUUUGCUGCUUAUUCCAACUGCAAGGAAGCACUGAAUAAUAUCUUUCAGCCAGACUCUACCCAAGUUCACAUGACCUCAGCUGGAGUGGCAGGUUUUACUGCAAUCACAGCAACCAAUCCAAUUUGGUUAAUAAAGACACGAUUACAACUUGAUGCAAGGAAUCGUGGAGAAAAGCGGAUGAGUGCUUUUGAAUGUGUUCGCAAAGUCUAUCAUGCAGAUGGAAUUAAAGGUUUUUACCGAGGAAUGUCUGCAUCUUAUGCAGGCAUAUCAGAGACUGUUAUUCAUUUUGUUAUUUAUGAAAGUAUUAAGCGAAGACUACUGGAAUAUAAAUCUACUUCUGCUAUGGAUGAGGAAGAUGAAUCUGUCAAAGAAGCAUCUGACUUUGUUGGCAUGAUGAUGGCUGCAGCCACUUCCAAAACUUGUGCCACAUCUAUAGCCUAUCCGCAUGAGGUUGUACGAACAAGGCUACGAGAAGAAGGAACAAAGUACAGAUCUUUUUUCCAGACGCUGUCUUUGCUGGUGCGAGAAGAAGGCUAUGGCUCUCUUUACCGUGGCCUAACAACACACUUGUUUAGACAGAUACCGAACACAGCUAUAAUGAUGUCUACAUAUGAAGUGGUAGUCUACUUACUCAAUGGAUAGCAGUGCUACUAGCUGUCUUUAGGAAAUUGGAAGACCAAAAGCUUGCAGUGGACCAUGAACUCUCUCAGUAUGGUAAGCAGCAGAAAAAAAUCUAUCGAGGAUAUGCAACUGUGUGGACAAAAUGGAAGACUGACAGGCAAUCAUGCUCACUCGUGCUGCCUUAUCAUAUGGCAUAUUUUGCAAUGCGAUAAUCUCAAGCUGCUCCUGGGAGGAUUGCCUUUAAAUGCCUCAUAUUUCAGUUGCAAUUUUCUCCUAUUGUGUCAGCUGUUCUAAUGCUAUGCAGUAAGCAUCAGGGACUUGGUGAGAAAGGAGAGUCAUAAUGUGUGUCUAUAUUGCAAAGCAUAUAUUUUCAUUUCUAUGCCAGUUCAUUGCUGCUUUCAGAUUCAUUUUCUGUUACUGCAUGAUAGCCAGUUGGCAGGGUGGGCCUGUGUCUGUUUAAGCAGAUUCAUAAUUGGUCAUGUCUGAAAUUACAUUUUGCAGUCUGAAAUAAAGUGAAAGGUAAAAAUUCACAUUAAGCUCCCCAUUUUACUACCUCGAGGGUCUUUCUUACAGGGAAGCUAAAUUUUCCUCAGUACAAAAAAGUGGCCUUCAUUUGUAGAGAUGAAGGAGACAGCAAGUGGUAAAACAUCGUAUGGAGUUUUGACUGCUUUGAUACCUGACAUUCAUACUUCUGCUAGAAAUGUUAACUGUCCUAAGUAUUUUCCACCAUGAAAUGGAGAAGAGACUUUGGAAGGAUGCACCUGAAACAGAGUUCUCCUUUCUUGGGAUAUGUAUAGUCUAUGCACAGAAAACCAGCUGUGAUUGUUGAUUAAGGCAGCCCAGCCUACUUAAAACAGAAGAACUGAAUGUUGGAAGAGUUUUUAAUGUAUUGCUUGAAAUCUGUGGAAAGCAACAAAUCCAGGGCAGGUUAUCAAGUGUUCUGUCAUUCAGGAUUAUGUUUCCUUUUAUCUAUUGCCUGCUCUUGAACCAACCCGAAACCUGCAUUAACUACAGUAUCAGAACUCUACUAGAUUUGAAGGACAUUGGAGUGCAUCCAUGCCAUGUGAAAAACAAGCACUGCUAUUAACCAGAAGAGAUCACUGAAUACUUUUGGUUUAAGCAUUCCCUUCUGAUUUAUUCCUUGCUUCAUCUUUGCUGAAAACCCUGUAAAGUGAAAAUUCCUGCAUUUUUUUUAGAAUGUUGAACCCUCAAAAUCUAUUUUCCUAUACAGCAUUAUUUGCUACAUUUUAAGAAUGGUUCUUUGCUUUGCUCAUACUCGCUACAUACUGCAAAUAAACCCUUUUAAUGUUCUAACGAUAAAUACAUAAAUUUUACUUUUAACAUCUCUUCUGUGAUUAUAAUACAGCUGCUUUAGAAAUACUUUCAUCCUAAGUGGGCUUGCUAACCAAGUAUUUUUUCACUGACAUAACUGGUAAUGACUCUAGGAGAGAAGAUUGUGAAUACAUUAGUGUGUACUUUGUGUAAUUAUUUUAUAUUUAAAAUGUGACGCUUGCACUUUUAUACCUUCAUUGGCUUGUGACUUUUAUGCCUUUAUGGAUUCCCUUUCCUUUAUUUUGAAGCCCUGCCCAAAGUUAAGUAAUUGUAUAUAUGUCUACGCAGAAGUAACUCCCUUCAAGUUCUGUAGGACUUACUUCUAGGUUAGUGUGUAUAGGGUUAUAGCAGUGGUCCCCAAACUGUGCCCUUUAAGAGAUUUUGGAAUUCCGCUCCCAGAAGCCUCAGCCAUGUUGGCCAAUAGUCUGGGAUUCUGGGAGCUGAAGUCCAAAAUCCCUUAAAGAACUUGGACACUACUAAAUUAUAGCCUAAGGCCUAUUGAUAUCAUAUGCUAAAAUCUUUCACUCUUACACCAGUAGCAUUUAGAAGUGCCUCAUUCUAAUUGGCAUGUGUCCUACAUUUUUAUUCCUGUGUCUCUGCAAGUAGGGUUAAAAGGUCUAAAAGUAAGCAAACUUUGGUCUCUCUAUAUGAGCUGUGCAGAAACUUAGUUCCUGUGACUAGAUCUGAAAAUAAGGCUAGAAUGUUUAAUGUACAGACAAUUUGAAAAAUUUUCCUCCUGAUCCUGUGUCCUUUAUCCUGUGACAAAAUGUCUAACACGUAACUUUUACCGUUAGGGUAAAUGUUUAGUACUAUACCUUCUGUCCCCAUUUUUGGAGCACAAUGACAUUCUGCUACACUUUUUCAGCAGGGAACAGACAAGAAGGCUUACACUGGAAGUGAUGUCAUUAUACAUAUAUUAUAGUAAGACUAUGACUCCUCUAUUUUAAGCUAUAUGUCUUUGGCUUCUAAUUUUCUAAAACCAAGAUUCACCUCUCAGUAACAAGGGGAAAAUUCUGUACUGUAAUGGUAUUAUAAAGCAACUUAUUUCCCCUCCAAAAUAUAUAUCCUGUAUUUUUUUUCUGUUUCCAACAUCCGGAAGAUUCAGAUAUUAUGCCCCACCCCCACUCCUUUACAAUUACUGUGGAAUCGGUAUAGAGGCUUUCAGUAAAUAGAGAUUCCCAAACUCUGAUCCUACAGAUAUUUUGGACUUCAGCUUCCAGAAUUCCUGACUGUUGGCCUAGCUGGCCGUUCUGGGAGUUGAAGAAUAAAAUUAUCUAGAGGUAUUAACUGAACCAAACUGAUUCUAAACAUAUUUAACUUACACUUUAUUAAAAAUUGAUUACCGCAACUCCUAAGUCUAUAAAAUGUUUGAGCUUUUUGGAAACAAGUUCUAUAGUUCAGCUUUUCUAUGGAGAUUAUAUAGGAAAGCUUUCAUGCUGCAUCACUUGCAUGAAUCCAUACAUUUAAACACCCAUGCCAACCAGACAAUUAAUAUAUGCAGUGUCCUGAACUCAAUUGAGACAUUCUGCUGUCAGUGAGCUCUCAAGUACAACAGUUUACUUGAUGAAGAAAAUGCAUGGCUGGGUUCAGAAGAAAAUGUGUCUUCUAGAAGAUAACCCACUCACAAAAUACUUCAGGGUAAUGUAGUUUCAUGUGCACCAUAGCCCACCCUGUUCAUCUAUGUAGUAUUCUCAGGGUGUUAGAGGAAUUUUUCUAUGGGAGGAGGGAAUAGGGAAGUCCAUUUAUGGCAGCCCAAUUGCAUACAAUUUCAUCUGGAUCUAGCCCUUAGAAAUCCACUCCCUUGGAAUUGACCUUAGUUAGAUCUAUAUGGGCUAAAUGUGAGAUAAUUAUAAUUAAUUAGAAGGGGCAUAUGGUGAAGGGAGCAAUUUCUCUUAGACUUCUUUGCUAUCAACAUUACAUUUCACUAAAUGGUAACUAAAUUAGAAUCCAUAGAAAGCCAACUGUUCUUCUGAUACCAGUGUGUUUACUUUGUAACUUUCGAUUUUGCUGCUGUGGAAGAGCUAUGCUGACAGUAGUGGGGAGCUACUUGGGAGUCCACAGCAAGUAAUGUAAGUGUCAUUCUGCUGGCAGAGAUAGCGGUGCACUAGCAGGAUGAUACCUCAAGUAGUGGAACUCCAUGACAGCAUUUGGGCUGGUACAAGUAGUUCCCUCCCAAUGACUGUAGUAGGAAGGAUGAUGAAAAAGCUGCCACCUGCUCUCUGCAUAGUAAAAUUGCUCUUGUGAUCAUUUUGUAAUAUAGUAUGAAAUCUUUCACAUUUACCUCUUUAACAUCUGAGAAUACAAGAAUACUUUCCCUUACUCCUUUUACUGUGUUUCCAGUUUUCACAUCUAGCUUCUAGUUUCUCACAACACAGACAUUCUUAUGUAGUAAUUAUUUCACCAAAUAUAUGUUUUAAAAAUCCUUUUGAUACCUCUGAAUUGUUUUCUAAAGAGACAAACCAUUGGGUUUUGGGGACGUUGAGUAUAUUAGAUCACAAUUUCGGUUGAAAUAUUGUCAAUUAUAGGAGAUAGGGAACAUGGAAUUAAUACUUUAUUAAUACAAAGAUAAGUUUGUUUUUGUGAUUUGGCUAUAUUCUAUAUACUAUCUGAAUUUAAUCAUAUAAGUACGUAAGAUCACAAUUCCUUGGAAAAUGUGUUUGAGAACCACUACUCAUGCUCACUGCAUGUAUAAUAAUUGGAACCUUGCUACCAUUCUAUUGGAAGUAAUACUGUUUAGAUAGUAUUAUAUAUGUGCAGUAAGGUUGACCAGAAGGUGGCACUAAAGUACAUGCCAAUGUAGGAAAAAUAAUAUUUGAAAUGAUAGUUGAUGUGCCAAAUGCUUUCAGUCUUUUGCAGUUGAGAAUACUUGGUUUAGUGCCAUUACACAUGAAGAAACAAGCCAUACUAGAUUCUUUAACAAAUAGUUCUGGGAUUUUUCCUAAAUGCUAGUUCCUGUAUUUAAUAUUCAACCUGAAAAAGAACAUUAACUCAAGAAGUAAACAUGCAUAAUGCCCACACAGAAGCUCUGCUUCAAAGUCCACUGUGACAUCAGUUUAAUUUUUGAAUUACCAAGAUUUGUUCUUGUAAAUCACAGGUGAUUUGACUAAGUUUUCAGUUUUAGCCAAUGUACAAAUAGCACACGCAGCACCAGUACAAAACAUUACUUGGAGGAAGUUUCUUGUCAUAAAGGGAUUUUGUUACGCAUAAGAGCCUGGGAUAGUAAUCUGCCAUUGGCAUCCAAGGAGCAAUUUCAGACUUGGCCAGCAGAACAUUUUUGUUCUCUCCCACAUCCAGAAAAAGCAGACAGCCAUGCCCUGUCACAAGCUGUUUUUGAGACGCCCUAUAGUGUGAAAACUGGUUUCCCAUGUUGUAUAGACAGCUGCAACCUGAUGACACAAAAGAAAUCCUCAACAGGGCCUAUAUUAGUACUGUCUGUAUGGUUCACACCACAAUUUUUUUAUUGUAUUGUCUGUUCUUUGUUUUUAUUCUAAAUUACUACCACUUGUUUCUGUUUGUUAAAAUGUUCCUCUUCACAGGUGAAUUGUAUGACUGAUCUCUACAAAUUGGAGACUGUUUCCUAUUUACCAUUUUUUUUUAAAAAAAUCUGCAAAUAAGCUGAGUUCUGGUAUGUGCCUACUUUGAAGGAAAGACUUAUUUCUUUCUGCAAAGACCCUGAGGUUCAGCACGAUUACAGUUUUAUUUCAGAAAGUCUGUAGACCCUGCAUAUGUGAACAUAGUUUGCCCCUAGAAGUCAUUACCGUUACUCACCAAGUCCCGUGUUUUGCUGCUUCUGUGAGGUUUGCUGUAGUUCUUGCAUACCAUGUAGCUGGCUGUCAGUGAUGUGCUUUAAAUGCUUUUUGUAUUUAUGUUAUAUUGAUGAGUUUUUGUUUGGAUUGCUUAAAACUUCAAAUUAAAAUAAAACGUGUUUAUUCAAA